Brugia malayi is the source of this 801-nucleotide messenger RNA. RefSeq names its product Acyltransferase family protein (gene Bma-acl-1). NCBI's taxonomy places the organism in Eukaryota, Metazoa, Nematoda, Chromadorea, Rhabditida, Onchocercidae. The record is from RefSeq and is a predicted model, not a curated record. Gene Ontology annotation, biological process: phosphatidic acid biosynthetic process. Gene Ontology annotation, molecular function: 1-acylglycerol-3-phosphate O-acyltransferase activity. The transcript is spliced from 6 exons. Bases 1 to 801 code for a protein of 266 amino acids. Gene Ontology annotation, cellular component: endoplasmic reticulum; membrane.
AUGUGGAACGAAUUUAUUAUCCUGAAUGUCAUGAUUUUUAUAUGCAUUGCAUUUGGCCCCCUGUGGAUUACUUCUCCGAAAUUCAGGUAUUACUUCAAAGUAAUCCUUUAUACGAUUUGUCUGGUGACGGCUGGAACAGUUGGUGCAUGCCUGUCAUUACCAAAUGGAAGAACUCCAAAAAAUCAUUGGCAUACGUUUCGUACUUUUCAAUUAUUAACAUUUUGGUGUGGUAUAUCUUACGAAAUACGCAACCGGAAUUUCAUCGAAGUCGAUAACUCGUUUAUUGUCGUUGCAAAUCAUCAAACUUUGCUGGAUGUUUUAACUUUAACGUACGUUUGGCCGAAAAACUGCGUUGUUUUAUUGAAGAGUAGUUUGAAAUUUAUGCCGGGUUUCAAUGUUUGUGCAUAUCUUUGUGAAGCUAUUUUCAUAAACAGAUUCAGUAAAGUUGCUGCACACAAAUCAGUUGAGAAAGCAAUCAGUGCGGUACGGAAUUAUAGAAAGAUAUGGAUAUUUCCCGAAGGGACAAGAAACUCGAGUGGUACAAUGCUUCCGUUUAAGAAAGGUGCUUUCAUUAUAGCACGUGAAGCCAACGUUCCGAUUAUUCCAAUAGUUAUUUCAUCAUACCAAUCAUUUUAUCGAAAAGAUGAUUAUAAAUUUGACUAUGGUGGUCGUGUAAUAAUUGAAAUUCUUCCGGCAAUCGACCCAUUCGCAUAUUCUGACGUCGACAGUGUGAGUGAAGAAUGUCAUAAACAGAUGGAAAAUGUUUAUCGAAAAAUAAGCAAUGAAUUAUGUUCGAAAUAG